Messenger RNA from Penicillium coprophilum, 753 nucleotides. Its product is annotated as SDR family NAD(P)-dependent oxidoreductase. The transcript is spliced from 2 exons. NCBI's taxonomy places the organism in Eukaryota, Fungi, Ascomycota, Eurotiomycetes, Eurotiales, Aspergillaceae. The record is from RefSeq and is a predicted model, not a curated record. Bases 1 to 753 code for a protein of 250 amino acids.
AUGGCGACAAAAGUGAUCGUUGUGACUGGAAGUGCCUCGGGGAUGGGACUCGCAACAGCUACUAGGCUUGCUAGUAGUGGAGUCCAUCUUGCUCUAUGGGAUAUCAACAGCAGCAAGCUUGAAGAAAUUGCAAAGUCCUUCAAAUCCCAAUAUUCAGGGAAGAUCUUGGCUCAAACCGUUGACGUGUCAGAUCGCUCUGCUGUCAAGGCCGCCUUGAUAGAGGCACAAAAUUCCAUCGGGGCCAUCAAUGGGAUUGCGAACUUCGCAGGGACGGGCGGUCGGCAAUUAGGAGUAGAACCAAUUUGGGAAACAAGCCCUGAGGAGUUUGAUUUUAUUAUCAACCUGAAUAUCAAGGGUCUUUUCAACUUAUUAGGCGAAGCUUUGACCCCUGGGUUCCUUGGUGAUCUGAAAAGUGUUGUGCAUAUUUCGAGCAUGUUUAGUACCAGAGGCUACCAGAACGGGGCAGUCUUCGCUGCCAGCAAGCAUGCUGCAUUGGGGAUGGUCAAAAGUGCAGCUCUCGAGGUCGGAUCAAGGGGUAUCAGAGUGAAUUGUGUUCUACCAGGAGCUAUUGAGACCCCUAUGUUUCAUGAAGUCAUAGACAACGCUGGUCUAUCUUCCUCCGCAUCGAAUACACCGAUUCCCAGGCCUGGUCAACCAGAGGAAGUCGCAAGUGUCACGAAAUUCUUACUUGGUGAUCAAAGCAGUUACGUGACUGGAGCUGCGUGGAAUGUGGAUGGGGGUGCAAAUGCUUAA